UAGAGAUAGAGAGAGAGAGAGAGAGAGAGAGAGAUGGAAGCCACCAACCUCCAUUUUCUUGCCAUUUUCCUUCUCUUGGUCGCCAACAUGAGUGCAAUCACGUCUGCUGCUGCUUCUUCUUCUUCUUCCUCCUCCUCGAGGAAUGGCAAAGAUUCCAACUUCAUUAAGACCUCAUGCAGCACCACCACGUACCCUAAGCUCUGCAACAAGUACCUCUCCUCCUACGCCUCCGUCGUCCGCUCCAACCCCUGGAAGCUCUGCAACUGCGCCCUCUCCGUCUCCCUCCAGGCCGCGCGCAACACCUCCUCCCUGGUCACCACCCUCUCCAAGAAGCGCAGCCUCACCAAGGCCGAGGCCAGCAUCGUGAAGGACUGCAUCGAGAACCUCGGCGACACCAUCGAUGAGCUCAAGCAGUCGAUCAAGACAAUGGCCAACGUGUCUUCAGCCGCGAAGGACGAUGUGGCCUUCCAGAUGGCUAACGUGAAGACAUGGGUGAGCGCCGCAAUCACGGACGAGAUCACGUGCACGGACGGGAUUGCCGAGAGGAAGGUGAGCGCGGGCGUGAAGAGAAAGAUUCAGAGCUACAUUGAAAACGUUGCCAGGAUCACUAGCAAUGGGCUGUCCCUCAUCAACAGCCUCAAAUAUUAAUAUUAAUCGAUGGUCUUUGCUAUUACAAAGUUCUUGUUGCUACCUCUCUUUGCUGCAAUUAUUUUCUAUCUCAUUGUCCUUGUUAACAAAGGACAGCUCCCUUUUUUUUUCCCUUUCAUUUCGCAGGAGAUUGUUAAUAAUCAU
Eucalyptus grandis is the source of this 792-nucleotide messenger RNA. RefSeq names its product 21 kDa protein. Gene Ontology annotation, molecular function: enzyme inhibitor activity. The transcript has a single exon. NCBI's taxonomy places the organism in Eukaryota, Viridiplantae, Streptophyta, Magnoliopsida, Myrtales, Myrtaceae. Gene Ontology annotation, biological process: negative regulation of catalytic activity. The record is from RefSeq and is a predicted model, not a curated record. The coding region runs from base 34 to 648 and encodes 204 amino acids.